This is a messenger RNA of Olea europaea var. sylvestris, 1993 nucleotides long. Its product is annotated as trafficking protein particle complex subunit 12. Gene Ontology annotation, molecular function: protein binding. Lineage: Eukaryota; Viridiplantae; Streptophyta; Magnoliopsida; Lamiales; Oleaceae. The record is from RefSeq and is a predicted model, not a curated record. The coding region runs from base 95 to 1255 and encodes 386 amino acids. The transcript is spliced from 2 exons.
ACAAUCUGCAAAGUUGAUAGUCAUAAAUCAAUUUACUCAAAACUCGAUUUUAAAGAGCUGUAAUUGUAUCCACCGGCGCACAAUAGCCUCCAGCAUGGACGUCCCCGAAUCACCACCACCAAAUUCCUCCACCGCCGCUGCUGCCACCGCCGCCGCUGAUCUGGUGGAAGAUCCGCUCUCCAACCCAUAUUCCUCCCUCAAUUCCCACUGCCACGAGUUAUCCACCCUCCAGGACCUCGCGUGUCGCGGCUCGUGGCGUACUGUCCUCGACAAAGUUGCACGCGCUCGAUCCCUUUCCCUCCUCAACAAGCCCCAUGAACACCUAAUAUACCUUACCUUCAACCUCCUUGCCCUCAUCAAACUCCGCCGCUUCUCCGAUGCCCAACUAGAACUCGAAAACCUAGACGAUGAUCUGGACUCCAGGCAGUAUUUAUUCGAAUCCUAUCCUCAACAAUAUCCAAAUCAUCACCCGGGAUCCAUGGUUCCUUUUGCGCUCCGUUGGCUACAAGCCCACUUGCCGCUUACCCUCGGGAACCGACAAUUAUCCCUUGACCGCCUUUACUCUCUCCUACAUUUCAUCCGGAAUAAGAAAUUAAAACCCGUAUCCCGCGCCAUUGAUGAGCGUGAUAAUAAGGGUGCUAGUGAUGAUAAUGUUUCGCAGGGGAUCUGGAAAAAGCGUGAGGGAUUGGUAAUUAAUACGAUUAUAAGUUAUCAUUUGAGCCAGAAGGAGUUUAAGGUGUGCUUGGAUUUGUUGAGGGCGGAGAUAGGCGAGAAAGAGGAUCCCAUAUUGUUGUCUAAGUUGGGUUGUGUGCAAAUGCAGUAUGGGGAUUUGGAAGGGGCGAAGAUGAGUUUUGACGCGGUUGAAAAAAUGGUGGCUGGGCAUGAGACUAGUGAUGUGAGCUUGAAGAAUUUGGUUAGUAGGAAUAAGGCGAUGAUUUACUUGGUGGGAAAGGAUUAUGUGUCAGCGGUAAGGGAGUAUGAGGAGUGUAUAGAGAGGGAUGGAUCAGAUGUUGUGGCGAUUAAUAACAAAGCUCUUUGUUUGAUGUACUUGAGGGACUUAUCGGAUUCAAUUAAGGUAUUGGAGAGUGCAUUGGAGAGAAUUCCGACAAUGGCACUGAAUGAGACACUUGUAGUGAAUUUGUGUAGUAUGUAUGAGCUGGCUUAUGUGAAUCACGCAGACAUAAAGAAGACACUUAGUAAUUGGAUUGCGAGAGUGGCUCCCGAUGAUUUUGAUACUUCAUGUACCCGGAUAUGAGUGUUGAUUUGCAAAUGUCAAUUCUACAAAUGAAGUUACGUGCAUCUGCACCUUUUAUAAAGCAACUGUAAGGACUCUUCCUGUAUAAGUAUAGUCUGACUUGGAGCUGUUAAGUCGAAAAACGUUAAGUUUUAAGAAACCGGAUCGCUUUGCAGUAAAAAUAAUUAGCAGAAAAUUAAAAAGAUUCAAACACAAAGAUAUGUUUUCGCCCUAAAAAGGGCUCGGAUGUUCAGUCUUGCGACCUAAUCACCGGUUGAGCAUCACCAAAAGGUGAUAAAGCUCAAGAUCCACUAAGUAUCAACCAAAAACAGUACAAUAUGUACUUCGAGUUUCCUUUCACCUCUAUUCAAAAAAUUGUAAUCCAACUUACUCUCAAUCGCUAACAAACUAUACAACACAAUCAGAAACCAUCACUAAGAUUACAGAUUGAGAAAUCACCAAGAACAUAUCGAAUUACAGUAACCCAAGAAUCCUAAUCUAUCAUUCAGAGAAAAGGAGAGAAAAGCGAAAGGUUGAAAAACUUCGAAUGGUCUAGAAUCAGGGCCAAAACCAAGUAAGUAUCUAAUCAGUCAACCAUCCAAGGGUGAGGGUGAAGCCACGUGUACGGCUGAACCUCAACCAUUUAAGAGGCAAAAGCGUGUCUCUCUAAAACGCGUUUUAUAACUCGAAAUUAAUUCCAACAGACCAAGCCCACAAGUCUCAAUCUGGGCCAGCAAGAAAUGGUGAGGCAACCCAACU